Messenger RNA from Vanessa tameamea, 1426 nucleotides. Its product is annotated as TBC1 domain family member 13. The transcript has 9 exons. The record is from RefSeq and is a predicted model, not a curated record. Gene Ontology annotation, molecular function: GTPase activator activity. Bases 227 to 1381 code for a protein of 384 amino acids. NCBI's taxonomy places the organism in Eukaryota, Metazoa, Arthropoda, Insecta, Lepidoptera, Nymphalidae. Gene Ontology annotation, biological process: activation of GTPase activity; intracellular protein transport.
UGACAUAAGAUAAUAUCAACGCAAAAACAACGUAAACUGAAUCGUAUUUUUAUAGGUAUAAUUAUUCUGUAGAGUACGUCGUACAAAGUAUCGCACAUUAUAUGAAGUGACUAACUAUAACGUGUAAAUUAUCAUAUCAAAGUGUGAACUUAAAAUAAAAGUGGAACAGCAUAUUAUGUACAAUUUAAUUAUGCAUUUAUACAAUUAAAAAAUUUGGAAGUCGAAAAUGAGUCUUCACAAAGCCAGAAUUAAAGCAUUUGAGGACAUCUUAGAUGAAGAUUUAGUAAAUAUUGAACAGCUACAAAAGCUUGCUUUUAAUGGAGUACCAGAUGAAAAAGGUUUACGAUCUUUUGUUUGGAAGAUCCUACUGCACUACAUACCUCUUGAGAAGAGUGCUUGGGAAUCUACACUUCAAAAGAAACGACAACUUUAUCAACAACUUAUAAAUGAAAUUAUCGUUUCUCCUGGAGGUCCGACUGAUCAUCCUCUUAACCUAAGUCCGGACAGUUCCUGGAGCACCUACUUCAAAGAUAACGAGGUCCUGCUCCAAAUAGACAAAGAUGUGAGAAGAUUGUGUCCUGAUAUCUCUUUUUUUCAAUCGGCCACCGAAUUUCCAUGUUCUGAGAUUGUAAACAGCAAUGGUGUCAAACGUCUGCACAAGCGGGUGGAACAGUCUGUAUUAAAAUAUUCAACUCUAGAACGAAGAGGUCUCGGUGUUGCCAAGUUGAGCAACGAAAUCCGUCGCAGUGAAAGCAUCACUAGUGGGGACUACACUCCGUUGAAUGAGGGCUGCGAGGCACAUUGGGAGGUGGUGGAGCGUAUGCUCUUCCUCUACGCGAAACUGAACCCCGGCCAGGGCUACGUGCAGGGCAUGAACGAAAUCAUCGGGCCAAUAUACCACACCUUUGCAUCCGACUGUAACGUCAACUUUCGGAAACACGCGGAAGCAGACUGUUUCUUCUGCUUCACUAACUUGAUGGCGGAGAUCCGGGACUUCUUCAUACGCACCUUGGACGAGACUGAAAGCGGCAUCAACUAUAUGAUGACCAAGUUGUGCGAGUGCGUUAAAAAGAAUGACCGAGCUGUCUGGGACCGACUGGAGAAACAGGAACUGAGGCCGCAGUACUACAGCUUCAGGUGGCUAACAUUGCUGCUUUCCCAGGAAUUUUCACUUCCUGAUGUAGAGAGGAUCUGGGACUCACUGUUUGCAGAUCCGCAGAGGUUCAACUCGCUCAUAUAUAUAUGCUGUGCCAUGAUCUUAUUGGUGAGAGACAACAUACUUAACGCUGACUUCGCGUCGAACGUGAAGUUGCUGCAGAACUUCCCACCGAUGGACGUAUCGUUAAUAUUAAACAAAGCAGUCGAAAUAUCAUCAGGUUAAUCUCUUUAUCAAACGAAUGAUUUUUUAUUAAAACUUUUAUAUAAU